GGCGGAGUUAGACAAUUUCAUAUUUCCAUUUCCCGCCGUGCUCUGCUCUCCGGUAAGUUACGGUAUAUUCCCAGUGCUGGGGCUGGCCUUACCAACUCCCCCCCCCGGACCCUGCUACCGGGCGGUAUAUAGGGACUGCCGGGACAGUCUGUACAAACCCUGUGACUGAGGCCAAAACAGACUCUCAGCUGCUAUAGCACUACAACUCCCAUGGUGCUUUGCCAGAUACCCGGCUGCUGUAGCCCAUAGCGGGUUUAUAUACAGGCGGCUGCGAGUACGGAGAGCUUAGCACCGCCAUAUAAUCUGUGUAAUGCAAUGCUUUAUCGGGGGACAUUGUAUUCGCCUUCGGGUUUUAUCGCAGCUACGUAAAUACCUCCCAGUGCUGAGAGACCCGUGUGGGGGGGGGCUGGCAGGGGCUGUUAGGAAGGGAUGAAGAUACAGUGAGGGAAUAUUGACCUGUCUUGUCUGGAAGUCACUAGUCCAUUUCGGUAAUAAACAAAACCUUUUCUCGGUGGCCUGAUUGGUAAAGACCUCCUUUGAUAAAGAGAGCUGUGGGGUACUUAUUCCUAUUGUGAGUGUGACUUCAUGGCCGCCUAAAAACAAUAGCUGGUGUACUGCUUUCUGGAGCUCCCAGACCACAUAUUAAACGGGGGGUGUAAUAACUCGGUGCCUGGCUAUCGGUACUGCAUGUAUCCUUUGAUCCAAACCUCUAGUUCAGGCUUCCCCAAACUCCGGCUCUCCAGAUGUUGGUGAACUACAACUCCCAUGAUUCUCAGCCUAUAUAUUUCAUUCAUAGAGUCAUGGGAGUUGUAGUUCACCAACAUCUGGAGAGCCGGAGUUUGGGGAAGCCUGCUCUAGUUAGUACAUCCAUCCCUCCAAUGAAUGAGAGACCUAUAUGUGUGGGCUUGCAGGUGAUGCUAGGAAAGGGGUGGGUCCCAAUAAGAGGAUGUCUCAGAUUGGUUUGCAUGUUUUGCAGCUGUGUUUAUUAGCCUUUCUCAGGAUAAUCUAUGUGCAAAGUGCUGUUGAAGUGCCUUGGUGUAAGAUAAAUGCAGUAUGUCCUGUGUUAGUGUAUCCAAUGUUGUGAUACACUUUUUAGGGAUGUAUUUCUCUGGUUUUCACAGAAGUAAAACGGAGGACCAACCUGGAAUGGAGUGGACAGAAACUCAUAUUUGCAAUUGUUCUGCUAAAUCUUGGGCUGCUGGGAGAUAUGAUUGCACUUUACAAACUUGGCUGAUAAUCAUAAGAAUGAGAGUAAGAGGAAUAUAUGAUUAAAAAAAUAUAAUACAAUUAGAAUGCAGAAUGCUGCCUGUGGGCUUUGAUCCAGCACCUGUGACACUUCAUGUAAUAGUCUAUGAAAGAUUAACCAUGCGUGUACAAGCUACAUUAAUAGCUACACUAUAGGCACCCAGACCACUUCAGCUUAAUGAGGUGGUCUGGGUACCUGGUCCAGCUAGGAUUAACCCUUUUUUUUUUUUAUAAACAUAGUUUCAGAGAAACUGCUAUGUUUAUAAAUGGGUUAAUCCAGCUUCUAGUGGCUGUCUCAUUGACAGCCGCUAGAGGCGCUUCUCACUGUGAUUUUCACAGUGAGAAGACGCAAGCGUCCAUAGGAAAGCAUUUUGAAUGCUUUCCUAUGGACUGGCUGAAUGUGUGCGCGGCUCCUGCUGCGCAUGCGCAUUCAGGAGGAGGAGGAGAGCUCCCCGCCCGGCUCUGGAGAAAGAGGUAAGUUUAACCCCUUCCUCUCCAUCCAGCCCGGCUAUAUAAAGAAUAAAUAAUGGUUCCUAAGCAAACUUGGUCAAGUGAUAAAUGUGAUGGUAAGAGCUCCAGAAAUAAUAUUUCUUUUGAAAAGAAGUUGUAAGUGAUAAGUGUAAUAGAUGGCUAAAAGCCAUAAAUGUAUCAAUAAAACAUUAGGCCAGGGACUUCUUUUAAUCCCGGCCAUGCAUCAACAACUUCUUGUACGGCAUAUUAGUCUUGUACAUCCAUAUAUACAAUACAUUUUAUUAUAAUUAUGAUAGUAGUGGCCAAAAUUGUGGAAACCUUUUUCAGAAACCUAUUUUCUGAGGUUUAGUGGCUCAUAACAUGUCUGUGUUUUUUUUUUUUGUUUUUUUUUUUUAAAUAUGUAUACCUAAUGCUAUAGUGCAGGCAUAGGCAACCUUCGGCACUCCAGAUGUUUUGGACUACACUUUGCCAGCAUUAUGGGGGAUGUAGUAAACAACAUCUGGAGUGCCGAACGUUGCCUAUCCCUGCUAUAGGUUGUUAGUAACCCUUAAGGUGACUGGUCUAGUGCCACCAUGGUUAAAAAUAAAAAGAUAUUUACAUUUUCUCCAAACAGCGUGAAGCUCUGCUUCUUUGGCUGAGAUCCUCAGUGUUGAUUAUUUAUGCAAAUUCAUUGCUUUAGGAAAGCAUUGGGAGGCUAGUCCACAUGCCUGGCAAAACACUACCCCCCUGACUGAAAUAGCAGAGUUUUAUUCUUUCAUCAAAGUUCCUUUAGUGGCUGUCAUUUUGACACUCACUACUGAAUGAUUCCCGUUAUUAGCUCUCAUACUAACAUCUUAUGUGUUCCAUGCUCUGUUAUAACAAUACCUGAUUGAACCUUAAAACAAUCAGUGUCAUUGGUCAGUAAGGCUGUGUCCUUUGUUCUGGCUGCUUAGCUAUAACUUUUGAUAGAAUAAAGAUUAUUCAACACAUUUGUUGCAUUACAUUCUACAUGGAAUUAUUAUUCUAGUAAUGUGUUUUUUUUGUACCAACUCCUUAGCUCUGUUUGCAAUAAUCUGCCCUUGUGCUUCCAGACCUAUUAUGCACAGAGCAUAUAUCUCUGACUGGUAUCAAGAUGCAAACUCUUCUGUUCCUCAAAACCGUGAGGGUGAUUAUAAAUAUCACACCAACAUGGAUAACAAUGUGGGGUGAGAAUUUGAAAUAGUCACCUAACACUUAGUUUUUAUUGGCAUUUUGUGAAACUAGGAGAAUAAGGUAGAACUGUUUUGCUGUCAUUAUGCCAAGAAUUUGUUGCACUUGUUUUAAAUAUAUUUGAAUUGGUUAUUAAUAUAAUUCUAUUCAAAAAAAUUUUUUAAAUGUGUGUUUAGGAGUUUGGUGUGUUUUAUAGCCGGUGGAUCAAUCAAUGUUGCUGCAGCGUUGGAGAGUAGAUGCGAACUGGAAAUGGAGGCACAAGAAGGUAGACCCAGACAACAAAGAAGAACACUAGGAAGACAAGACCUUGGCAUUGAGCACUUAAAAGAGGCCAUUAAGUACUUUAAAAGUGGUAUGUCUAUGUAACCCAUAAUGUGAUUUUGGAUCUAUAUCUCUCAAAAGUGAUCUAUUCAUAUUUAUUAUUUUUAGUUGACAGGAGUGUCUCCUCGAAGGACAGCACACUUUCUAAGCACCUUUCUGCAGUAGAAGUUCUUGGCCUGCAGUAUGGAAUUUCACCAGAUGGCAUCGAAAUUUUGCUUGAUAUUGCUCUAAGUGGCAAGCUUGGUAAAAAUAAUUUUGUAAAUUAUGUUUGCUUGAGUAAUAUCUUAUGAAAUGUCUCAUCCUCUAGUGUGGCUAAGUGAAAAGUUUCUUAACUAUGGUGAUAGGUCUGUGUUUUUUCUUCUUAUUUUCCCCCACUUGGGAAAUAGGAAGAGUUGUGACCACUACAUGCUAUUGUGGUUGGUAUGGUGCUAUUGGGAUGCUGACACUGUCCCUGGUUUUCGUGAAACUGUUUUCAAGUGAUUUUACCAAAACAAAGUGGCUGCAAAGUAUCCAUGGCCCAGCUUCCUGCUUGCCUAUUUGUUGGUUGGUCCGGUUUGUGUCACUUAAAUUUGAAUUCAGUUGAUAUUAUUUAAAUAUUUAAUUCUUACCCUCAACCGACAACCUGUGGUUCCCAGCUAAGUCUUCAAAGCACACAAACAUUGCAAGAGUUAGGCAUUUGCCAGUUUCUGGUCCAGUGUGGAUACAGACAAGACCUGGACCAUCAUUUGCCUUGGUGACUGGAAACUCCUGCACUAGUUUAAUGUACUUUUUAUUCUGUAAAAUUUUCAAAAUUAUGAUUUACUGUGUACUAUCUUGCUUGUUCAGCAAAGGUUGCUUAAACAAUUGUAAAUGUUGUUUUUAUUUAUUUUUAUAUAUAAAAAUAACAAAUUUUUUGAGACUUUUUGUCACUAUAAGCUUGGAAAAUGGUGGACUCCUAGUUAGAAAGUAAAAAUAAUUUCCAAUAUAAUUCCUUGUUUGCAUGCUAUAAAGAUCAUUUUAUUAACUUUCUACAGCUGAGACAGUCAAUACACGACUGCUGAAGAGUCUGCUUCCUGCUAGUGAAGUCCUAACAAGUAGUAUUGUUAAGGGUGUAUCCCUGCUGUGUGUUGGGAAAUGUUCAUCCAAUAUUCAGGUAACCUUUAACAUGCUUCUGAGUUAUUUAUCCUUUAUUCUGUUAAGACUAUUUUUUUUAAAAAUUCUUGUUAAUUCUUUAAUUCAAUGAUUAAAAAAAAAUGUCCUCAAUGGGCCAAUAUUUAGUAAUGUUCCUAAUUUCCGCCAAUAGGGAUAUUAGGAGGUACUUUUAAAAUACAUUUGUUAAAGGGUCAGUCUGGGCAUCAUAACUACUACAACAAUUGGUUUUAUUAGACUGCAAACAGUUUUCAAGCAAUUUAAACAGAUCCUGUGUUCCCAAAGGCACCAACAGCCUGGACUUAUGAAUUGAUAUACAUUUCACUUUAAUCCAUAUUUUAAAGCCAUUCAUUUGCUGGGUACCUCAGCUGACCUGCUUGGCCAAUGAAUGGCUGUGAAAUAUGGAUGAAAUUCCUGAUGUGGAAUCAUAACAUUCAAAUUAGCAGAAUGACAAGUAGGGGGGCAUGCAGUGGAUACCUCAGGUACCCCCAGUUCCGGUCAAACAAUUGGACCAGGAACCAGAGGACAGACCUCUACAUUGGCAUUUACUGGUUAUGAAGCUUAGACUGCCCCUACCUUUACAAUUUCCCUAGCAUCUAUGUUGAUUUUAAUGUAUAAACAUCUGUAGCAAUCAUUUAUUGUGUUGAUCAUCAGUAAAGACAAUUUUAUUUUGUGGAUGAUUCUUCAAAUGUCUACUUAUAGAAAUAAAUUUCCCUUGUAGUGUAUAGGUACAUGUGUAUAUUUCCAUUAUAAUCUUGGUAUGUGUCUUGUUAUAGGUCUUGUUCAUUCGUUGGCUUAUUACAGUGUUUGAUCUUAUUCCAUGUAAGGAUGUGCUUUCUUCCCUCUACAAUUUUUUCUUUUUCUUUCUACAAGACGACAAGUUGGUAAGUUCUUAAUUGUUUAUCUUGCAACUGAUCACACAGUCAUGUAACCGUUCAAUAGAUGUUUGUUUAUAUUUUGUAUUAAACUUAGUCCAGACCCAUGUCUUGGAAUCUUUAGUAUGCAGUAAUUUUAAAUUUUAGGACAUUUGCAAAACUCUUGAAAAUGAGGCUAAUCUCAUUUAUUCCUGGUAAGACAAGUUAAAAUUAAGCUAAUCUCUUUGACUGUCCAAAAAAUUAAACUGUUAUAUGGCAAUAAAGGGUUUUCCAUGAUCCAAUAAACGCUUCUCAUAGAAAAGAGUUUGAUUGGACUGUUGUACCGAAUCAGGGCACAUGCGCGCACUGUGAGCCAGGAGGUAGUGAGGUGUUCUUUGCUUAAUUUGUGCACAGAGUGAGGGAAGUACAUGGAUUCUCCUUGCAGGUGUAUUCCUAUUACCAUGACCACUUCUAAAAGCAGAAGUUGACAUGGUCGUUUGAGUAACCCUUUAAAUUUUAUAUACCGGUAUAUCAUUUUAAUAAGCAUAUAAAUUGGAAGCAAAUAAGCUUAACAAUUCUGGAGUUGUAGUGACUUCACUGAAACUGUACCUUUUUGUAACUUUUUUACAGACACUUAUUUCAAAUUUUUUUAUUUUUUUCCUAGUGUCCCUUUCUUUGUCACCUGUUGUAUCUUCUCACUAGAAAGGAUCAUGGUAAGUAUGCUUAGAUGUUUGUUUUAUUCUGCUUCUGGGUUGUUUGGUCAGACUACCUUCUGUCUUUGCUUAACAGUUUAUGUGCUGGAGUUUCAGUGUUUUGUUAGCAUAAUAUACUUUUGAUAAAGGGAACUUAAGCAAAUAGUUUGCCUAUGUUUCUUAAAAUUAUUGUAUUGCAAUACAUUUUAUUCAAUUUUAUCAAAUAAGAAGUGUUGUAUAAAGUGUUUUCUUUUGCUACAGAUUUUUUUUACAGAACAAUAAGCAUCUAAAAGAAAACGAACCUUUUUUGAUAUAGUUUUCUAUCAAAGUCAUUGUGCUUUUACUACAAGGUCUUUUAAUUUUCAUGAAAAGCCAAAGUGGUAUUUUCACAGGGGAUACAAGAUGAAAUGCUUUUAUGUGGGAUCUAAAACAUGAAUAAGUGAUAUUUGCUUCCUUUUCAAUACAUAUCACUUGUUGUGUGAAGUAAAUUCUUGUUUAGUAGACAGUCUGACAUAUGAGUCAGGAGAAUAAAGAGAUUAAUUCUUUCCACUGUGACGUCUUCUAAUCUGAGGCAGAGUGUUGGGCCCUCACUAGGUGGCGACAUCAGAAAUGAGAAUUACUUGUGCAUCCCAGUGGUGUAUUCUUCCCAGGGGAAAAAACACACCUGUUUUAUUGUCAAUCCCAUGUUUUUGCAACAUUUUAAUAUAAAUAAAUAAAUAUAAUAUUUUUGCAGUUUGGAUACAACACUGGCCACAAAAGUAUUCAGUGUAAUGUAUUCAUCAAAAUGUUAAGUUAUUUACUGGAUUUAAAAAUGUAGCUUUAUACACUGGCCGAACUUAAUCUGAAUCCAACUGAACAUCUUCAUCUGGAUGAAUAUUGCCUUGCCAUAUGUAAAAAAUUUACUGUAUAUGUCUUUAUUGUGAAGAAUUGGUUGCUAAUCUGCCUUUCUUACCAGUACGACCUUUCAGAGUCCGGAAACUUUUGGACCUGCAGAGCAAGAAGGUUGGUUUGAGCACCUUGUAAAACAUUCUCGAUAGUUAACAUCAUUUGAUGUUUCCAUGUUUAGCCUAAUUAUCCCCUGCGCCAUGAACUCGAUUGCAUAGUGAUGUGUAUCUUGUCUUUCUUUUAAGGGAUCAUACCCACCUCUUCUUGGUCUCCUGUCCAUAUACAAAAUAUUUUGCCCAGAAAUGGUUUCAUUCAGUAUGCCAAGUAGAUUUAAGGUAUGUGCAUAUGUGAUUAAGUGAAGAAAUUGCAAAAUGAAGACAUGGUGUCAGAGAAGGUAUUCAAAAGUAUGAAUGAGUCCACUGUCCCCAUGGGGAUAAUUUAAGAAUAUUUCUGUGGUUGGAGACAGAUGUUUGUAAGCUUUAAAGUGAACCUGCUGUCCAUCAGAUUGCUAACAUACGUAUGAAUUGUUUCUUUGGUAAGAAAUGUGGCCGAGCACCACGGCCCACUUGGGGCAUUUAAUUAUACAGUUCAGGUAGGCAGGGAGAUGGAAAUCACUCCUUAAACUGGAUUACAUUUGACAACCUCUUGAAAAAUGGGGCCUCUGACCAAACUUUAACAAAUGAUGCCCGCUAGUUCUGUAAUGCAGGAAGGAUUAUUAUUUUUAAUAUCUACUCCUGGUACACACAGGAUACACUGUGGGGAGAAGGGAUCUUCAACCUGUUCCAGCCCACCCUCAACUAGACACCAUGGCGGCCUUAUUCUUUCUUACACACAAAAUAUAGGAAAACAGACAGAAGGCUAAUAUUUAUAUAUCAAUGCAUAUCUGAUCACUUGUGAAUGCAUAUACGAUCUCCAAUUUGUGGUGACAUAACCACAGAGCUGCAAGCUUAAUCAACAUGGAGCUUUAGUAUCCAUAGCAUUGCAUGCUCUUUGAGCCUAAAUAUAAUGCAUUUUUUACUAUUUAAUAAUUUUUUAUAACCUUUUUAUUAUUUUAAGUUGCCGACAAAUGGCAAAAUGGAUGCAAAAAUGGCAAAGCUGUGACUAUAGGUUGGAAUAUGUUCAGAUUUGUUGUUAAUUUUGCUAUUCAGAUUUAUCCCCUUCCCAAAGAUAGGAAGGUUUGUUGCUGUCCUCCAGAGUGGGUUUUAAUGCCUUUAGGAUGGCGAGUAGGUUUGUAGUUUUGAUGCGAGUAGGGUUAAAUCCCAGCUCACAAGAGGGAGCCCAGGCUUCAACUGAUGUCAGCUUGGGCCUUUAUUUUUUAGUGGCCUCAGACCAAUGAGCAGCCUGAAUCUUAUUUCCUUUAACUUAAUAUUGUGUUUUGGUUACAGAGCGAGGCCUAUCAUUUUAAUAUUCUUGCUUGGCCAUUUUAGGAAAAGCAUGUAGUUCUUGGUGAAUAUUUUUGGUUAUUUUAUUUUUCUUGUUUCAUACACAAAAUAGAGUAAUAUUGGAGAUACACUAGCAUGGCUAUUCACUAAAGUGAGAAUGCAAAGUGUAUUUCAAAUGUAUGGCAACAAUAACUGAACCGAGUUACCAAAUAAUUCCAAUUUAGCUGUUUUUAAGGUUUAUUUUGACAUCUGACUUCAGUAAAGAUAACUGUAGAUAUUCUGUUUAGGUAACUAAUGUUGUAAUUUGUGGUGCUCUAAGGAUUUUUUUUUUUUUUGAAUGCUGUUUUACCUCUACAGAAUUAUUUCAAGGGCAAUCAUUACCUAUGGACUUCAGAACUGAGGGCAGUGAUCAAGAGGAAUGCAGGAGAUCCCACUGUGGAUAACAAACUGAAUCUAGGUGACAGGCGCCCAACAACAAAUUUACGGAAAAGGGUGAUUAUUGUAUUUCUACGUUAACACUGCACAGCAAAUUGUGUUCCCGUUGGUUAUUGUUUUGGCAGGACUUCCUAUAAUUUAUUUUCCAUUCUAUCCGUGAAUGGAAUCUGAUUAUUUUAUGACUGACAGUCUUCUUUUUCAUGUGUUCUAAAACACAAAACAGUGUUUUUGCUGAAGUGUGUAAAGUUGAUGUGGGGUUCAAAUUUUAAUCCAAUAUAACAAAAAUCUAAAUAAAUAAAUAUAUAUAUAUAUAUAUAUAUAUAUAUAUAUAUAUAUAUAUAUAUAUAUAUAUAUAUAUAUAUAUAUAUAUAUAUAUAUAUAUAUAUAAUGUGUAUAUCCGAUAUGACUAUAUUGGCCUAAAAUUCAUUUUGAGCUCCCAACAAUUCACAUGUUUAUAGAUUAACCUUAAAUGUGUCUUUACAUUUAGAAGAAAAAAAAUAAGUGAGGAGAUGCCAUGUAGGUUGCUUUCAUCAUCUUUCAAUCUGCUUUAAAAUAUAGAUUGAAAAGUUAACAUCAGAAAAAUUAAACAAUGGUAGGUGGAUCGCCUUAAGUGUCCUUCGAGUAUUAUGUAACUACAAAAAGAGAAAAAACUAAAACUAAUAGGGUAGUAGUUAUUUGGAUAGUGGGAAAAUAAAGAAUUAAAUGUUCACUUACAUUUUUUGGGAGCUUAUCAGAAAAAUAUAUAGUAACUUGGCUAAUAUGGACUUUUGGUCUAAAAACGCUAGUCAUUGGUUGAAGUCUCCACUUUUUGCAUCUUGAUGUCUUGGGCAUUGGCAGAUUUGUGCAGAGAUGUACAUCUUCUCCAAACAUAAGUUAGAUGUAUCCGAUUUCAAAGUCUCCAGUUUUUGGUAGACCGGUUCUUUACACUCAGUGAGAAAACUGUGAAUAGUCAGGAAUUUUAGGUUGGAAACUUCGCAUGAAUCCACUACGGAUACAGCUCCACUAUUUUAGUCUUAAAUGUGCAAUUUCUUAAGUUAAUUUAGCGCAGUUGUUUGUCAAGCAGUGUAAAUGCCUCAAGCCACCUUUAAAGUGUGCCUUGAUCGCGUUGACUUCAUCUAUUUGUAUUUCCUUGAUAAGUUGCUACUUUUAAUGUUUAUUGGGGUAUAGAUUGGUAACAGACAGGCCUUUUAAUGACCCUGAUGUACAGAUCUCUAAACUGCCUUGGUAACAUUAUAUAGAACAGGGUAUGUAAAACUAUCAAUGAUAUUCAAUCAAGUGUGAAUUGUUUGGAAUUUAAAGUGAAUUUAAAUUUUUAAGCCAAAAGAGCCAAAGUGCAAACAUUUGUCAAACAUUUGGAAGAGGAUAAGCUAUAAAAUCAUGUUAUAUUAAGGCAAUCUGCAGAACAAAGCCUUAAGUUUAGGUGUAGUAAAAACAUGUAUAAUUUUCUUGUGGUGGAGGUGGCUUGUUUGCAUUGAUGUUGCAUUAUGCAUAACACUGGUUCUACAGACAAAAUAAAAGCAUACAUUGGGUAAUAGUAUACAAUAGUGUGUGAAAAUGUGUGGUGUUAAACGCACUCACGAGCAAUAGAAAAAAAAAAAAUAGCAUAUCACCCACUCCAGGGUUCAAUCCUCAGGAAACUCCAGAACUCCAUAAAAUAUUAUUGAAUUUAAAAAGAAAGUACAACUAUAGUGCAGAACGUGAAGUUGAACAAAAUGUUACACUUGCACAAUAACGAAGAUAUAGAUCUCCACACAAAAGCUUACACUUUAAUGGCCAUUGGAGUGAUACUUUAAAAAAAAAAAAAAACUCCAGUUAUUUAAAUGUGCAUAGGAAUUUCGGAUAGAAUGUGCGGCAUUUGUUAACAGAACCACACUGUCUGGCUGAUACCUGGGACUGCUGCACUAGAGACAGAUAAUCCAGGAUCAUACCACUUGUGUGGAGAUAGGCUUUUAUAGCUUCUUCAUUUUGGAAUGGGAGUAUUGGUAUUUUGGUAUUAGGACCAUCCGUAUUACACUACUGUAUGUCUAUUGUCCGGUGUAUAAUCCAGUUGUUAAUGCUAUUCAUGUUAUGCUUACAUUUGGAUCAUUGAUAGGUAUGGUGAUUACCUGUUUGGUAAAUUUUGCUAAUAUGAUAUACUAUUUGAGAAUGUAUUCUGGUUUUGAGUAAACUUAUGGUGUAAUUGUUGUUUUGGAUUUUCUAAUAAAGAUCAUUUUGGUUUUUAUGUAGUGUGCUCCUGUAUUGUAUAACCUUGUACUUUUUCUGUUUAUUAUGACUAUAAUGAGAUAAUUAGCCAGUGAAGUUCUAGCUUUGUUUCAUACUGGCAGUUUUGGUGAUUAUAAACAUUUUUUGUACCUCCCUCAGAAAUGGAACCGUGAUCUCUCGCCUUCAGUAUGUAGCAAUAUGUGGAAGUCAGUUCCCGGCACAAUUGACCAUGUUAUGUCCUCUAAUGAGACUUUUCCAUUAGAGAAACUGCAAACCUUUCCACAGCUACUAGAAAACAUCCACCGGCUUGAGGUAAUCCUAAAUUUUUUGCUGCUUGCCUUUUUUCUUAUUUUUGGUAAUGAUAUUGCUAUUUGAGUAUUAAGUCUUUAAGCAACAGUUGGCAUGUAAGAUUUUUUUUUUUUUUAACAUUUUUAUUUCCAGCUCCCUGCUCGAAUGGGUUCAGUGUUAAAAAGUCCCCUCUUGCUUCACUAUGUCAACUGCAUCAAAGAUGACACGCCAUUCUUACGAUUAAACUACUGGCUGGCAUUCACAUUGCAUGAAGGUACAGAAGUGAGGAAGUAUUGAUGAUCUGUUUGGUCUGGAAAUCACAUAAUCAAUAGUUAAUUUCUGCAGUAAAAAAAAACUUUCUUUCCAUGACGUCGUUGAUAAAGACACCUGUGAUAAAGAGAGUCCUUCUCUUUAAGUAGGUUAUAUGCAUUCAAAGCUGUGGUACCCUUACCCUCUGUCAGUGUGACUUCAUGCUUACAAGUAAGUAGUAGCUGGUGUUUUGUUUUUUGAAGAUCCCAGGCCACAUAUUUAAAAUAGUGAGCUUAAUGGGGCUUGGAUUUGAAUACUGCAUGUAUUCAAGACUAAGUACAGUUGAAAGUGUACAUACCAGGGACAUACCGUUACAACUUUUGCUGUUCUUUAAAAUGAAGCACUGGCUGCAUACUGCACAGACUUGAGGCCUGCUAUGCUGUAAAAUGUUAAUUUGUUUGCAAGUAUACAUUCAAAAAUAAACUUUCAAUGCAUUUCUACAAUAGUCCACUGUAUUUAGUUUGUAAGUAUAUGGUAGCAUCAUAGGGUUUGCCUUGUUUCUCUAAGUCCUUAUACAUUUUGGGUGUUUUUCUGUUUGUUUUUUUGCAUUAAUUAAUGAAUCCCCAUGUGUUCAUUUAGCUGAAAUGAAUAGAACUAUAUUUGUGCUGUCUAAUGUGAGAAUCAGUCCCACAUAAGAGAAGAAUGCCCUUGUUACAUUGUAUGCUCUUUGUCCAUAGAAUGUGCCUGGUACACAGGGAAGCCCCAUAAUAAGGAAGAUGUGGAAGAUUUUCUAGACACCGUUAUUGACACUCAGCAAUUUCUGCAGGUGAGUGUUUUCUUAUUCCAACUUUGAGGCUAUGAUGUUUCAGAUGGGAUGAACAAGGGUAACCUUCUAAUGUCAAUUUGGUGGUUGGUUGGCCAGGGUGCUAUGGAAUUUGCUUUCACUUGCUGUAUAUAAUGCAGACUUGUACACUUCCUUAUAAAUCUCUUCCACAUUGGAAUGGUUGCCACCGUGCUCAUAUCCUUAAACUCAUCAGCUGGAUUCCAGUUAACUCAUCCGCAGGUAUACAGAAUGGGAAAUAUUCCUACUUUUGUCUCUGUUUGCCUAAUAUCAUUACAUUGUGCAGCUAAUACAUUAAAGUGCAACAAAUAAAAUCUUCCAAUACUAGGCUUGCCUCUCCCCUCCCCCUUGGUAUGAGCACUAUACAUCUUCAGUGAGCCCUUCCAAGCAGAGAUUUUAUUUUUAUUUUGUUUUUUAUAAACAAAGAAACAUAGAAUGUGAUGGCAGAUAAGAACCAUUCAGCCCAUUCUAGUCUGCCCAAUUUUCUAAAUACUUUCAUUAGUCCCUGGCCUUCUCUUAUAGCUAGGAACGCCUUAUGCCUAUCCCACGCAUGCUUAAACUCCCUUUACUGUGUUAACCUCUACCACUUCAGCUAGAAGGCUGUUCCAUGCAGUAAGUAAUACUUCCUGAUAUUAUUUUUAUACAUUUGCCCCUAUAAUUUAAGAUUAUAUCCUCUUGUUGUGGUAGUUUUUCUUCUUUUAACCCCUUCAGGACCGAGGAUGGUUCAGGACCGUCAUCUGCAUUUUUGCAUUGCCGACCGGUGACGGUCCUGAACCAUCCUAACGGUGCAAUGUACUUACCCGAUCGCCAUCGUUCCCUCGGCGGCGAUCGGCGUUGCUCCCGGUGUGGGGAGACUGCCUGCAGCCCAGACAGUCUCCCCAUGGCGGAUUAGGACCCCUGGGGCCAUGUGAUCGCUCAACCGAGUGAUCACAUGGUCACAAUAGGUGUCCAUGUGUCUGCCUGCAGGUUGACUGUCUGUGCUGACAGGCAGUCUCCCUGCUAGUGUAAAAUCAUAAAAAUAAAUAAACGCUAAUGUUAAUAAUAAAAAAUGUGUGUGUGUGUGUGUGUGUGUGUGUAUAUAUAUAUAUAUAUAUAUAUAUAUAUAUAUAUAUAUAUAUAUAUAUAUAUAUAUAUAUAUAUAUAUAUAUAUAUCAAUAUAAAAAUACUUAUAAUUAAAUUAUACGUGUGUUUGUAUAUAUAUUGUAUAUAAAUUAUUAUAAAAUACAAAUAAGUAAUUUAAAUUAAAUAAAAACAUGUAAAAAUAAUCAAAAAUUUACAAAAUAUAUAUCUAUAUGAAAUUGUAUUCUAAGUGUAUUUUGAUAGUAAAAUAUAUAUAUAUAUAUAUAUAUAUAUAUAUAUAUAUAUAACUAUCAAAAUACACUUAGAAUGAAAUUGUGUGUAUAUAUCUAUGCAUAUAUAAAUAAAAAUAAUACGAAAUAUACAUAUGUCCAUAUACAAAAUUACAUAAAUAAUUAUAUAAAUAUACACGUAGACUUCAAAUAUAUAAAUAUGCAUAUAUAUUUAAAUUCUACGUGCGUAUUUAUGUAAUAUUUUUACAUAAUUAAGUAAUUUUAUUGAUUGCAAUUUGAGGGACCAGCCUGCCAACCCAGGCCGAAAUUCCAGAGAAUUUAAUUUGCUAGCACUGUAUUUUACCCUGUGAUUUUCUAUGACACCCUAAAACCUGUACAUGGGGGGUACUGUUUCACUCGGCAGACUUCGCUGAACACAAAUAUUAGUGAUUCAAAACAGUAAAACAUAUCACAGCGAUGAUAUUGUCAGUGAAAGUGACUUUUAUUUUAAUUUUUACACACAAACAGCACUUUUACUGAUGAUAUAAUUGUUGUGAUACGUUUUCCUGUUUUGAAACACUAAUAUAUGUGUUCAGCAAAGUCUCCCGAGUAUAACCGUAUCCCCCAUGCACAGGUUUUAUAGCGUUUUUGAAGGGUCAAAUAUAUGGGUCAAAUAUUUUUACAUUGAAAAAGGCCAGGUUGGUUACGUUGCCUUUGAGAGUGUAUGGUAGCCCAAGAAUGUGAAUUACCCCCAUGAUGGCAUACCAUUUGCAAAAGAAGACAACCCAAAGUAUUGCAAAUGGGGUAUGUCCAGUCUUUUUUAGUAGCCACUUAGUCACAAACACUGGCCAAAAUUAGCGUUCAAUUUAGCUUUUUACUUUUUUUACACACAAACAAAUAUGAACGCUAACUUUGGCCAGUGUUUUUGACUAAGUGGCUACUAAAAAAGACUGGACAUACCCCAUAUUGAAUACCCAGGGUUGUCUACCUUAAAAAAAAUAUGUAGGGGGGGGCAGAGCCUGACUGCUGAACAGAUCAGACAUGUCUCGUCUGAGCUCCAGGAUCUGGGCCAGAGAAUCGGAGCCAACUCAGUGCCACAAGCCGCUACUAACCCCAAUUGGACCCCAAACUGUCCACAAGAUGGGGACACACAAGAUGGUACCACACACAAUAUGGUACAGCACCGGAGUAACCCGACCAAGGCCUGGGGCCUACGAGAGCUUGAGCCGGGGAGGGACGGCCGCCCCCCCGGGUCUCCGAUCGGCGUCCUGCGAUUCCCCCCCCCCUUUGGACCGGUGGGGGUUAUCCCGGUCCCCACGGGCGACCACCAAUGUCGUCUGCCGAGCCCAAGCGCAGACAGGGCCGCAGAGCACAAGCUGGACGGAGCGCUCCAAAAUGGCGGACAGCGUGCAACCUCAUGGGCAAACGAAGAAUGUCCCACCAAGUCCUGCAGGGACCAUGAAGUGGAAGUACUGGCUGGCAGCCCGCAAACCUACAACCUACCCUAAGCUACAAGAAACACCGACAAGCAGCUGUAUGUCGGAAGACAAAGAGCGGGAAUCGAGGGAAUUCUCCCCGGACGCCAGUGGUACACACACCAUGCAACCUUAUCGCACAAGCACUCACAGACUGCGGCCGCCCAGAAGCUUCAACCUCGAACGUCUGCUCCAGUCGCAGCGGACCCGAAAGCACAGGAGGAAGCGCCAUACUGGGUUCCAUGCCAGCCCCUAUGCGGCCUUCAAAGAAAGCACUCAAACCACGAGCCGCAGAAGCAGACCCCCAGGAGCGCCCACGGCUACGAGAGAAGCCUGCUGGGACUUUUCUACCGGGUCCCCAGAGACACUAUAUGCCCAACACAAAGGCUAGACGCUUUUUCUGGACUCUAUGUUGGUCACUCAGACGCUGCUCCAGUGUUACACAUACUGAAACAAAACGGUACCAACAGACGCACAGACACCAGGACUGACACAGCAACAAACCAGCACAAAACAGGCAGAGACACACAUACGCACAAACCAAGACACUACUCAAGACAGACACACACUACCGCAGGCACCUACAAUACACACAAGCCCUGACAAACUCAUCUGAUACUAACCAAGAAGACCCCAGACCUGUCUGGAAAAGUGAAGGCAGACUAACACCACACAAUCCAUGAUGGCGCCCGAGGUAGACCAAGCUAGAGUUAAACCACUUUGCCCAAACGAUACGCUAGAAACCGUACAACCAUUUGCUUAGAACCUGUACACGUGUAACUAUUAACCAGGCAAAUCUCAGUGAAACUUAAUGUAAUCUCAACUAUAUCUGUAUUCAUGCUCCAGAUGUCAAAUCUGUCAAUACUGGCGAUGAUUAUAAAGGGAGCACCACUUGCUUAAGCUUAAUACUCUACUAUUACCAUUAUAAAAAUUGUGCAGACAUUAAUGUGCCAUAUGUGAAAUACAUGUUGUAAUUGUGUACGUGACUGCUAUUGUGGCACCACGGCUCAUUUGUGAAAUCUUGCACACAAAAAUAAAGAAUUAAAAAAAAAAAAAAAAAUUUACAUGUGGGGUGUUAUUCAGAGAUUUAUGACAGAUAAGUGUUACAAUGUCACUAUUGAUAAAUUUUAAAAAUGUAUGUUUUGAAACCGCAAUAUCCUACUUGUACCUAUAGCCCUAUAACUUGCAAAAAAAAGCAUGUAAACACUGGGUAUUUUUAAACUCAGGACAAAAUUUUGAAUCUAUUUAGCAGUUUUUUUUCAUUCGCUUUUGUAGAUGAGUAAAAGAUUUUUUAAGUAAAAGUCAAAAAACAUGUAUUUUUUAAAAUUUUUCAUCCUAUUUUUUUUAAAUUAAAUUACAUGAGAUUAUAUAAAUAAUGGUAUGUAAAGAAAGCCCGUUUUUGUCCUGAAAAAAACAAUAUAUAAUUUGUAUGGGAACAGUAAAUGAGAGAGCGGAAAAUUACAGCUAAACACCACAAAAGUGUAAAAAGAGACCUGGUCGCAAAUGUACAACAUCGAAAAAACAGUCCAGUCAUUAAGGGGUUAAAUAUAGUCUCCUCUUUUACUGUGUUGAUUCCCUUUAUGUAUUUAAAUAUUUCUAUCAUAUCCCCCCCGUCUCAUCUUUCCUCCAAGCUGUACAUGUUAAGAUCCUAUAACCUUUCCUUGUAAGUUUUAUCAUGUAAUCCAUGAACUAGUUUUGUAGCCCUUCUCUGAACUCUCUCUAAAGUAUCAAUAUCCUUCUGGAGAUACGGUAUCCAAGUGAGGUCUCACCAGUGCUCUGUACAAUGGUAUGAGCACUUCCCUCUUUCUACUACUAAUACCUCUCCCUAUACAACCAAGCAUUCUGCUAGCAUUUCCUGCUGCUCUAUAACAUUUACAUUACAUUAUUUUGAAAACAAAACUGCCUAUUUCAUGCUUAAAGACGACGAAGCCCAAUAUGUAAACAUGCGGGAGGAAAUUCAAACAUUAGAAAUAUAGGUUCUAUCUGCUCUCUGUAAGCCUUACAUUCUUUGUUUCAUAUAAAGCUAUGAAAAGGAUAGCAUUGUUUCCUCUAACAUAACAUAGUAUAGUUUGGAUAAAAUAGACACAAAUUUUUAGUUAUUUUGUCACAGCCUGUUUAAGCAUAGGUAGACACUUUGUUACUUUGGCACAGCAGUGAGUUAACUUAUACAACUUUUUAACGUUUGUUUUUAAAUUAAUUUAUUUUCAGAGUCAGAAGCAUUGCUUUAUGAACCACUAGCUUUGCUAUUUGCUACAUCCUCCUUGUAUUUCCAAGUAAGUCUGUUUGUUAACUGGUUUGCAUUGCUACUCUGUGUGGGUAAUAGUUUAAGAUUUAUAUUUCAGUUACUAUGUGCAGAUUUCUACGUUUACGCUAAUUAUAAGAAUCGAAUCCAAUCCGGUUAGUUUCAAUCAUAAAACUCACAUUAAAUCUUAAAUAAAGCAUAAUAUGGCCCCAAUACCAGUGGUACUUUGGGCUAAAUGUAAUUUGACAUUUUCAGUCUGCAGCAUAUUGUUCUCGAGACAAUAGACUGGUGAUGUUUGGUCUGAAAAGUCAUCUUGGCAAACAUUUCAGAUUUGACUGUCGAAGAUGUGUAGGCACGCCAGCCUUUUAUAUUAUAUCCUGUUAAUAGAGUAUAAGAGAAAUUACUCCAUCAGCAUAACUCAGUGGAUUAAGCUUUUCACGCAUUCAAACCAUGAAUACUGGUUUUCAAACAUACACAUCCAUUCAGAUAAUGCCAUUUCUUACUUCACAAAUUUAUGUUUGUAAAACAAAACAUACCGGUGGUACUUUUACCAAAACUGUGACUUAGGUGCACCUUCACUCUUGUAGGUUUUGCUAACGUUAAUGAUGUAGGGAUCCAUGGGCAAACUAAGCAGUUCUCUAUAGAGAAAAGCAGAUUGUUUCCCUGUUCCAAUACUUUAUUUGUUGGCUUACUAUUUAGUCUAAUGACAAUAAGGGAUACCAGAAAGUGUAAAUAAUCUAUGUAUCUCAACAUAUCUCUGUAUCUUCCACACCCCUUUUAUCUCACACCCUAUGCUCUUAUCUCUCUUUCUAUUCCCUCCCCCUUAUCUCUCUCCCUCCCCCAUUAUCUUUCUCUCUCUUCUUCUCAAUUCUCCUUAUUUCUCUCUCUCCCCCCCCCAUGUUUUCAUUUUUCUCUCUCUCCCCCUCUGAAAAACAAACAAGAUUUUAUGUCCACAAAAUUGUUUUGUGGUAGAACCAUUAAUCUGGUAUUGCAAUCUUGUAAUGUGCCUAAUUUUGUAUUUGUGGAAUUAAAAUUGUUUUAUCUGCAGUGUGGCAUACUUGAAAGUUUGAAGGGGUUGUUGCAAAAUUGGCUCAUCUGGCAUUCAGUUUAUGCAGAAAAAAUAAAUACAGAUGACACAAACAAGUAAGUAAUUAUUGCAAUAUUUGUGUCUUACUCCUCCUCUAACAAAAAUUACAAUUUUUGGUGGUAGGUGGAUAAUGGUUGGGGGUGGGGAGCAAUAGGUUCAUCUGAAUCCCCUCUUAAUCCGAGUGCAAUGACUUUCACACCAUAUUCCUUCAGAGCAAAGGUGGAGCUAAGUGAGUAACAGGUUUCAUUCACACACUAGUUUUAGUUUGUUUUAUAUUUUAAAUAAAUGUGGGAAUUUAGUGAACCUUCUUUCAAUUAGAGGGGACCUGCUCCCUCCCUCUCCCCUUCCCCUGCCUUACUUACCACGUACUCCUUCUUUCCGUUGGAUGCCUAGUAACAGUGCAAUCCCUUGACCAGACCGUCUUGUGUGAAUAGUAUCCUUAGUUACCCAGUCCUCAUAAUAACUUACAUUUACUAAUCUGCCCAUGCCAUUAAACACAUGUGUCCUCCAUAACCUACCUUUAUUUAUUUUUUAUACAUUUCAUCUUUUAAUUUACUGACUUCUAUGCACAAAAAUAUGUUGUCAUCAUUAUCUAUGCUGGAUUUAAAAGGUAAAAAUAAACAUUACAUUGCAAGGUUAUUGAAAAGACAAGGAGAACAUCUUGCCUGACCUUCCUGUAAUAGUUCAGAGGUUGAUUUUUACAUAGAGCACGGGUUCCCAACCAAGUCCUCCAGCAUCCCCUACCAGUCCAGGAUUUAUGGAUUAUUCUGUUGUCUGACGUGUUUUAUUUUCACUGAAAGCACAUGAGACCCAGCUAAGUGAUCGCUAAAUCCUGGACUGGUAGUGGGUACUUGAGGACUGGGUUGGUAACCACUGACAUAGAGUAAUCUAUUUUUAUAUAUUUUUUUCUUCAAAAUUGACCCAAACUGUCUCUGAAAUUGAAGCUUUUGCUUCAUAAUUUAGUGAAUAACCCUUGCUGUGCAGGGUAAUCUGUGUAGACCUAUGAAAUAAACUAGGAAUGUGUUUUCUGUAAUAAACCCCAUUUUGUAGUUUAGCUCUAUGGAUGGUGAUGAGCAGUUUGUGGAGAAUAAGAUCUUGCAACAAAAAGCCCUCGUUGUGUAACCUCUUCUGUGUUCUUUCUCUCCAGAAACACCACCAUGUCUGGCUUUCUGACCUCCGUCGAAGAACUGAUACAGUUUACUGGACGUUUGGCCACUCUGGCCCUACAAAUGCAGAACAGCUCGCUCCUUCUACAUUUUAUUCUGGACUUCUAUGAGAUAGUAAGACUUUCUCUAGGAUAUUAAUGGCAAAAUCAUAAUUAAAUUCCUGAUUUGGGACUGCUUAUUGGGUUAAGAUAUUCAAGGUGCUUCAUUAUCACUUCUUAAGGAAGAAGUCCUAUAAAUCUGGUAGCCUGCCCCCACCCCCUUUUUAAUCCUGCCACAUGUGUGACAUUAACUUGGCAAUCCAUUCCUUAACUGAAACAUUAGCUCAGUGACCCAUUCUUCCAUCAAAACAUUCUAUAUAACAAAAUAAAUUCAGAGACAUUACAGAGAACAAAUACAAAUAUAAUGUGUCUCUGUUGUCUUUUGUGAAUACACUCAAUUGCUGUAGCACAGGGACCUAGUUUUGGUUUCCAACGCAGGGUUUAAGAACUACUGCUAUAACAUUUUAUUAGAAGCUCGAAUUAAUACUUCAGCUGGUUCUCAAUGCACAGUGUUACCUUCCACACAGUGCAAAGAGAAAAAGGCUACUGCAGUAUGCGUUCCAAAGAAUGAUGUCCAGCAUGACUUUCAGUGUAGCUGUAAGUUACAUUAACUGACAUUAUUUCAAGUUGCCAUUGUAAUGACAAAGCAAAAUCAAACAGUAAAAUGUGUAUUGACCAAACGCCAUAUAUAUCAAUACUCAAAUAGCUAAGAAUUUACACUACAGGUCUAAUAAACUCACACUGGUAGCUUGCAGACUGUGAAGUGCUUGUAUGCCUGAACAAUCGUACUCUGAACUGUCAAGCAGUUUAUUGAAAGUACAGUUUGUAGUGCAGUAUUUGUAGUACGGAUUGGAAAAAAAUAGUUUAGUUUCCAGGUAUUUAUAACCUGUUUUAUUGAAGAUCUAUUGUCUCCCACAUACAGGUCUGUGAUAUGUACGUGCGUUUUGAAUUGCCGCUCGUUGUCCUUCCACCACCAGGGGUGUUCUACCCUGCUUUGCUGAGUACUGAUUCUGUGAACCUUGACCAGCUUUGUUACAUCAUGUACAGGUAUAGCGGAUAUUAUAUCAUUGGAAAUUAUUAACAAAAUCAACAUAUCUACUAUUGACAUUAAAUAUAUUCGGUAGACAAUUCAUGCUGUUUUUGCUGUUCAGUACUAGUUUCAAUACAAAUGUGUGCUAAUUGACUUUGAAUUUAUUUUGGCUUUCACAGAUACAGGAACAACUUGGUGACUGUAAAAGAUAAUGAGCUCAAUAAAAGGGUAAGUGAUUUCAGGUUUUGUAAAUCAGUUUCUUUUAUAUCCUGUACACUGGACAGAGCUAAAACAAAAUUUUCCCUUGCAUACCCACAUUUCAGGAUAAGAUCUAUCUGAAUAUCAGCAGUCGUACAUUCCAGGAAUAUAACCAGUAUUUAACAGCAAUGGUAGGCUGCCUUUGGACAUCCCAAGCCUUUCGCCAAGAUACACAUCCUCAAGGUAUCCGGCUAGAACCCGAUUUGCUUUACCAUACUGGUGUUCAGUCCUUCAAGAAAUCCUUCAACAUAGUCUUCCACCCAGCACUCAUUGGCUACUCUUCCAGCUUCCUGUGCCAGGUAAGGAUUAUUGUCGGUAACAGAACAUAGGAUGCUAGGAUUGUUUAGUCUCUGUGUCAUAUUUUUGUCUUUAAGCAAUUCCUAAUUAGUUAUAUAUAGUUUGUGUUUUUAAAUUGUGUGAUAGAGGAGCCAACUUUGAUAGUUGGAUUUCACAUGGUGUGCCUAGAACCCUAUUCCUCAGAAUUAAUAUUCAAUUAAGAUGUGUGCCAGAAAUAGAUUAUAUGGUGUUUCAUUAAUUUGUAUGUGUUACUGAACACAAGCUCAUCAAUUAAUACUCAUGUGUAGGUACUAAACCAUGAGAUCAGAGUUAAAUUCUUUAGAACCAAUGUAUAGUCAGCAGACCAUCUUGCAGUGAUAAUGUUCUGAUGAUGAUAUACGGACAGAUAAACUUGGAGACAGAAUAUUGUUUUGGGUGUUGUUGUUGUUUUUUUAAUAUAAUUCAUGGCUCCUCUUUGGCCGUAUGUAUCGCCUCUGAGGGCUAUAUUCAUAUGCUUUUUCAGCAAUUCCACUUACCCAGUGCAAUGAUUGGAAAUGCUGCCAUUGGCUGAAAUAAAUUUUAAAUAAAUAUAUACGCACAUGGUAUUUGCAGGAGCAACAUACACUGAGAGGUUUAACCAAGAAUGAGAGCAUCCUGAUUGAUUUAGCAUCUUCAUGGUCUCAGCAUUACUGUUUUUUCAGGAGCCGCAGAAACCUUAGAGGUACACUUUAAUCACCCAGACCACUUUACCUCAAUGAAAUCGUCUGGGUGCAGUGGUCCUGUCCUUUUAAACCCUACAAUGUAAAACAUUGCAGGUUUUUAGAAACUGCAAUGUUAAUAUUGCAGGGUUAAAUCCAUCUAUAUGGUUGCCAUACUGCUGUUUCUGCUGCACUGACAGAAUAAAACUCACGUUUUGUGGAAGCUCAUAGGAAAGCAUUGAAUGCAAAGCUAUGGUGAAGCUUGAGUGCGUCCACCAUGCUCCUCUAUAAGGAACUUUAGAUUGGACCAUUGAGGAAGGAGGGCAUACCUCCUCGAUGACGUUGCCGGAGGUGGAGAGGUGAGCAGUGUCGAAGUGGAGUCUCUGCGCUGGAAAAAGUAAACCGGGGUUCCAGAUACAACCAAGGACAUGGGCACUAUAGCAUUUAGCACAUUGUCUGUAUAACAAAUGUAAAAGUGAGGUGUUUCCUGCCUAGAAUGUUCUUUUUUAAAUUAUAGGCUGUAAUAACCACACAUUUUUGUAAUUCGCAGACCUGUAGAAUAAUGCAAUUUUCUCUUUUUGGUUUUACAGAGCUAUCCAGAACACAGAAUGUUUCAACUCGGUCUCAUAAAGGUAACUACUCCCACAUGUUGUGUGUUAACAGUUUGCAUGGUUAAUAUAUUUAAAGGUAACUUAUAUCUGAAAAUCAUCCUGAAAAGAUAAUAGUAUUUUCAUAUUACAGGUUCUCUUCUAGCAGUGUAAUCACUGGCCAUCCCCCUUUGGUUUGUAAAAUUAAAAUAUAACAAAUAUUAUGACAAUUCAGAAGGCAAUAAAAAUCCACUUUUUAAAUGAGGAAAAGCAAUCAACAUUGCAGCACCAGGUGUACCAAGUUAAUAUAUAAAAAAGAAAAUUGGGGGAAAUAUAGCUCAGGGGAGAACCAGUUUGAAUGCAGUUACCAGUAUGGCACAAUAUGAUACUGGGUAUGAAAAUAAUAAUGGGGUGUCAUGAACUUUUUAAUCUUAUUGUUUGUGUUUCUCUGCAGGGUCACAAUUGGAAUAAAUAUUUGGAUUUUCUAUACAGCGAAGGAAUGAAUGGCCUUAAACUUUUUAUUGAGAGUAGUGUGAACCGUGUGUCCAGUAACACCAAGCAACAGGAACCUAAUGAUUCACCAUCUGAGACUUGACAACUUCCAAUCCUGUAAAUAAAUGUUCCAUACAUUUCACAACCGGAAUAUGGAGUUACCCUCACAGUGACAUUACUUCGCACACUGCAUUAAACAUCGAAGACGGCAAUCAUGUUUGUCAAGGAAGCUUCGGUUACUCAUAUAAGUUCCAUCACUGCUUCAGCUUAUAUAGAUACAAUUAGAACCCAUUUACUGAUUAGUUCGAAAGAUACUUGAAAAACUCUCAUAUUAGCCUGGGUUUGACACUCUAGUUGUUAUGACCAACAUCUCCACUGAUGUGUUGCCUACUCUGGUACAAGCCUUUUACGAUUGAAAGUUCAUACCUGGUGAGUGUGCCAUGGACCCUGCAUGCUAGUGGAGAGUAACAUUUAGGUCUGUGUAGUACUUGAAAUGUUGAACCCUGUUCUAAUGUGCCCAUAUUAAUUUAUAGUGCAAGGAUAUUAAAGGUAUAAUGGCUUAUACCAUAUGUAUGUUAAGUGGGUUCUGCCUGUGUAACUUUAUUGUUGACUGCUGUCCACCAACACAAAACCUGCAUACACACACUGUUUUAUAUGAUAUAUUUGGGUUUAAAGGGAAACUCCAGUGUCAUGAAAACAAUCCGUUUUCCUGGCACUGCAGCUACCCUCUCCAUCCCACCUCCCAUCCCAGGUAGCUGAAGGGGUGAAAACCCCUUCAGGUCACUUACCUUAGACCCUGCCGAUGUCCCUUGGCGGUGGUUUCGGGUCGGCGUUGCUCCUCCCAGUAAUUCCGUCAGCCGGUGGGCGAGACUGAUCCCACCCGCCGGCUGAGGAAACCUAAUGCCCAUGUGCGACAAUGACGCGCAUGCGCAUUAGGUCUCCCCAUAGGAAAGCAUUGAAGAAGAUUUUCAAUGCUUUCCUAUGGGGAAUUGAGCGACGCUGGGGUCCUCACACAGCGUGAGGACGUCCAGCGACGCUCUAGCAAAGAAAAUCUUUGCUAUGAAUCAGGAAGUGCCCUCUAGUGGCUGUCUAGCAGACAGCCACUAGAGGUAGAGUUAAUCCUGCAAUGUAAUUAUUGCAGUUUAUAAAAAACUGCAAUAAUUCCAGUUGCAGGGUUAAGAGUAGUGGGAGUUGGCACCCAGACCACUCCAAUGGGCAGAAGUGGUCUGGGUGCCUGGAGUGUCCCUUUAAAAGGGAGAUAAUCCCUGAAUUUACAUACCAUAUCUUGAAAAAAGGAAAAACCACAAUAUAUAGACAGAAACUCUUAGAAUUGUUAUGCAAAACAAUACAAAUCUGCAAUAAGCAGAUAAGCAUAACACUUAGAUUGUUUCUUUCCAGUCAUUGCUGUAUAGUAUUUUAAUUUCAUUUGAUGUAACCUUCGUUAAAGCAGUAAGUGCUGAAGAAGGCCUCAUGUGGUGUAUGUUGCCCAGAUGGAAUGCUACGCUGUAAAGGAAUAGAAAUUGCUCCCCUGUUAACUCCAUUGACCAGGACAGUAAGAACACAAAAAGUUUGUGAAAAUAUGUAUAUUUGUAUAUCUAAACUUUUUUUUUUUUUUAUAAUAUAUAUAUAUGUAUAUUGCACAAAGGAUAAGAAUAAAGUAAAAAAAAA
Pelobates cultripes (western spadefoot toad) is the source of this 24487-nucleotide messenger RNA. The record is from the annotation of a GenBank genome assembly. Lineage: Eukaryota; Metazoa; Chordata; Amphibia; Anura; Pelobatidae.